Molecule: messenger RNA, 1964 nt
Organism: Castor canadensis (American beaver)
Lineage: Eukaryota; Metazoa; Chordata; Mammalia; Rodentia; Castoridae
Gene: Stk26
Product: serine/threonine kinase 26
Biological process (GO): negative regulation of cell migration; protein phosphorylation
Cellular component (GO): Golgi apparatus; cytoplasm
Molecular function (GO): ATP binding; protein serine/threonine kinase activity
Source: RefSeq, a predicted model, not a curated record
CAGGCGGCAUCACUGGAGCUCAGGUCCCAGCCACCAGCACACAGCGCGCCCUGCACUGCUCAGGACGAGGAGCAGCAGCGGAGCCCGCGGCGAUCACAGCGGGCGGGUGCCAGCAAGGCCCCGAUCGAAAAGCCUGGGAGGGCCGCCGAGCUACCCCCGUAGGAGGAGCCAGUCUGAGCCCAAGGCGCCACCGCCGCAGAAGCCCUGCGCAGCAGCAGUCGCCUCCAUGGCCCACUCACCGGUGGCAGUCCAAGUGCCCGGGAUGCAGAAUAAUAUUGCAGAUCCAGAAGAGCUGUUCACAAAAUUAGAACGCAUUGGAAAAGGCUCAUUCGGAGAAGUCUUCAAAGGCAUUGAUAACCGUACUCAGCAGGUGGUUGCCAUUAAAAUUAUAGACCUUGAGGAAGCAGAAGAUGAAAUUGAAGACAUUCAACAAGAAAUAACCGUUUUGAGUCAGUGUGACAGCUCCUAUGUAACAAAAUACUAUGGGUCCUAUUUAAAGGGUUCAAAAUUAUGGAUUAUAAUGGAAUACCUGGGUGGAGGUUCAGCACUAGAUCUUCUGAGAGCUGGCCCAUUUGAUGAGUUCCAGAUUGCUACCAUGCUAAAGGAAAUUUUGAAAGGUCUGGACUAUCUGCAUUCGGAAAAGAAAAUUCACCGAGACAUAAAAGCUGCCAAUGUGUUGCUGUCCGAACAAGGAGAGGUUAAACUUGCUGACUUUGGAGUUGCUGGCCAGCUGACAGAUACACAAAUUAAAAGAAACACCUUUGUGGGAACUCCGUUUUGGAUGGCUCCUGAAGUUAUUCAACAGUCAGCUUAUGACUCAAAAGCUGACAUUUGGUCACUGGGUAUCACUGCUAUUGAGUUAGCCAAAGGAGAGCCACCUAACUCUGAUAUGCAUCCAAUGAGAGUUCUGUUUCUUAUUCCAAAGAACAAUCCUCCAACUCUUGUUGGAGACUUUACUAAGUCUUUUAAGGAGUUUAUUGAUGCUUGCCUGAAUAAAGAUCCAUCAUUUCGUCCUACAGCUAAAGAACUUUUGAAACAUAAAUUCAUUGUUAAAAAUUCAAAGAAGACUUCUUAUCUGACUGAACUGAUAGAUCGGUUUAAGAGAUGGAAGGCAGAAGGACACAGUGAUGAUGAGUCUGAUUCCGAGGGCUCUGAUUCGGAAUCCACCAGCAGAGAAAAUAAUACUCAUCCUGAAUGGAGUUUCACCACUGUGAGAAAGAAGCCUGAUCCCAAGAAACUACAGAAUGGGGCCGAGCAAGACCUUGUGCAAACCCUGAGCUGUUUGUCUAUGAUCAUCACACCUGCCUUUGCUGAACUUAAGCAGCAGGAUGAGAAUAAUGCAAGCAGGAACCAGGCAAUUGAAGAACUUGAGAAAAGUAUUGCUGUGGCCGAAGCCACCUGUCCUGGCAUCACGGAUAAAAUGGUGAAGAAAUUGAUUGAAAAAUUUCAGAACUGUUCUGCAAAUGAAUCCUCCUGAGAAAUUUCUUAUCGUUGGCUUCUGUUUCAUGUGGACCCAGAGAAACCCACCAAAGCUACUUCAAGCUUAACAAUGCUUAAUUCAUGAGCUCCAUGUGCCUUUUGGAUCUUUGCAACAUUGAAGAUUUGGAAGAAGCUAUUCAAUGAUUUUGCGAUGGUGUUUAUCAUUUUGUAUCUUAAAAAGAUGAUUUUGUAAGGAAUAACUUUUAAUACUAUAGUUGUAGUAAAUGUUGAGAUACAGUUUUGCUUUUAGGUAUCAUUAUUUCUUAAGUUACUAGAGUAAAUACCUUUUUGCAUUUUAAACUUCAAUUAAUUUUACACUCAUGAAACAUACAGGUCUUUCAAAGUCAUCAUAAAUAUUCGCCAUUUGUAAAUCAUCAAACUUCAAAGAACAUUUUUUUACACAAGCAUGUUCCUAAGUAGACUAUUUGUGGAGCGGUAGAAAUAGUACAUACCUUCUUACAACAAAAGCUUUUAAUAAGCUCUUG